AUGUCCGGAUUUGCGACGGCGGGUCUCGCGGCCUUCGAUUCCCUUAAGAACAAAGCUUCUCAGAAACUUUCGAGUAUAAGAAGAGGUGGAGGUGGGGAAAAUGCCGGAUACGAGGAGUUUGAAAUGCCGAGCGAGCACAUCAAAGAAAAUUUGGCCUUCGAGGAUGAGACGAUGAGAGGGUUCAAUAAACAAAUCUCACUAGAUGCACUACCGGAACCGGAAAGACCACCCUUGCGCCACAUUGAUACUUACUGUAUGCCCGAAUGUCCCUGUUUAUCCAAGAGGUACACCAUCGCUCUUUUAGCCUGUAUGGGUUUUAUUAUCUCAUUUGGUAUGCGAUGCAAUAUGGGUAUGGCCAAGUUGAAGAUGAGCAAUAGUUCAGAAAAUAUUUUCAAUUGGACUGUGGGAACCCAGAGUGCCGUCGACUCAUCCUUCUUCUGGGGCUAUUUGGUGACACAGGUGCCAGGUGGCUUCCUCGCUUCCCUUUACCCUGCCAAUCGGAUAUUUGGUCUGGCCAUCGUCAUAUCCUCCUUUCUCAAUCUCCUUGUACCUGGCGCCCUCAGUUUAAGUCCCGUCGUCGAUAUGUUCGUUCAAGUAUGCAAGGGCCUAGUCGAGGGUGUCACAUAUCCAGCAUGUCAUGGUAUAUGGAAAUAUUGGGCUCCACCUCUUGAAAGAUCUCGAUUGGCGACUCUAGCAUUUUGUGGUUCGUAUGCUGCUGUUGUCAUAGGAAUUCCGCUAUCCGGUGUGCUAAGUAAUUGGCUUGGAUGGACUGCUUCUUUCUACUUUUAUGGUAUUUUUGGAAUUAUAUGGUAUUGUUUUUGGCUUUGGCUCUCGUUUGAAAAGCCUUCGAAACAUCCGUGCAUCUCAGCGCGUGAGUUACGCUAUAUCGAGGAUUCUCUAGGCCAAGGGCAGGCAAAUCAGCCCAUGCCGACAUUAUGGACAACACCCUGGCGAAAGUUCUUUACGUCGAUGCCUGUAUACGCUAUCAUUGUCGCUAACUUCUGCAGAUCUUGGAAUUUUUAUCUGCUCGUGCUUUUUCAAGGUCGUUUUAUGCACGAGGCUUUCGACAUGCCUGUCGUUGAGACAGGGAUCCUGGGUUCUGUGCCACACCUGCUCAUGACAAUGAUCGUGCCAUGCGGAGGUCUGCUGGCAGAUUACCUGCGCAAGCGUGGUAUCAUGUCCACUACGAACGUACGUAAGCUUUUUAACUGCGGGGGUUUCGGCAUGGAAGCCAUCUUCUUUCUCGUCGUAGCCAACUGUACAACUCAUAGAAAUGGGGCCGCAGCAACAUUAGCUCUUACAAUUGGUGUGGCCUGUAGCGGCUUUGCCAUUUCCGGUUUCAACGUUAAUCAUCUGGAUAUAGCGCCGCGAUACGCUAGCAUUCUCAUGGGCAUGUCAAAUGGAAUCGGCACCAUAGCCGGCCUCCUUGUGCCCUUCUUCGUCGACAACAUUACAAGGCAUAAGGAUCCGCAUAGCUGGCGCAAUGUUUUUGUCACGGCUGCUUGCGUACACUUCGUUGGGGUUACAUUCUAUGCGAUAUUUUGCUCAGGCGAGCUACAACCUUGGGCUGAUCCUUUGACUGAAGAGAAAGCCAGUUGGAAUCCUCUAGAUGAUCUGGCACACAGACGACCUCCCGUACCACCACCACCUCAAGUUAUGCAAACACAAUUUAUCAGACAACCAUCCCUUACGGACAACGAGGUGAACGAUUGGAGUCAGGAAAAACAACCGCAGCAGCAACUGCCACCAGCGUUACCAAACGAUUAUCAGCGGCAAGAAAAACCGAUUUACAAAGACCCGACGAUCAGCUAUGGGGCUACCGAGAUCGGCCAGGGGAAUCCCUUUGUUUCGACGAAUCCCUUUGCAAGCGGCACCGUCAACGCGACUUACAUUCAACCAGCAACCACCGAUGAUUAUACUCAUGACGUCGUGCAGAAUCAGGAAGAGUGGCAGUGAAGAGGCAUGGAAUGGACAUCUUGGCAAACCGGAUCGGGGCUUCAAUUACUUCGACCUAUCUUAUCAACUUUUUGCCAUUGAAGUACAUCCAUGGGAA
Molecule: messenger RNA, 2053 nt
Organism: Ceratosolen solmsi marchali
Lineage: Eukaryota; Metazoa; Arthropoda; Insecta; Hymenoptera; Agaonidae
Gene: VGlut
Product: Vesicular glutamate transporter
Exons: 7
Coding region: 1-1956 (651 amino acids)
Biological process (GO): transmembrane transport; regulation of synapse structure or activity; neurotransmitter loading into synaptic vesicle
Cellular component (GO): excitatory synapse; synaptic vesicle membrane
Molecular function (GO): L-glutamate transmembrane transporter activity; neurotransmitter transmembrane transporter activity
Source: RefSeq, a predicted model, not a curated record